Messenger RNA from Ipomoea triloba (trilobed morning glory), 1664 nucleotides. Its product is annotated as KIN17-like protein. The record is from RefSeq and is a predicted model, not a curated record. Lineage: Eukaryota; Viridiplantae; Streptophyta; Magnoliopsida; Solanales; Convolvulaceae. Gene Ontology annotation, cellular component: nucleus. The coding region runs from base 307 to 1509 and encodes 400 amino acids. Gene Ontology annotation, molecular function: double-stranded DNA binding. The transcript has 2 exons. Gene Ontology annotation, biological process: DNA replication; DNA damage response.
UAGGCAAUUCCCUAAUUCCAAACCCAGAUUUCCAUCGACGCAACCAAAAGCCAAAUCCCUAAUUCCAACCCUACAUUUCCAUCGACGCAAAAUCGAACGGAGAAGAACACCGCUGACCGCUGCCUUGCUCCGCCGUUCGCGAUUCCGCGGCUCACCUGCUCCAAGCGACCAACGCAGUGACGCUGUGACAGUGCGACGACCAAGCCUCCAAUCGACUCCGCACCUCGCCUGCUCCAAGCAACCACAGCUCCGGUAUCCUCUCCUGUCGACCAAGGGAAAUCUCAAACCACUCUGAUUUUCUAAAUCAUGGGGAAAAACGAGUUCUUGACCCCAAAAGCAAUCGCCAACAGAAUCAAAGCGAAGGGUCUGCAGAAGCUGCGAUGGUACUGCCAGAUGUGCCAGAAGCAAUGCAGGGACGAAAAUGGAUUCAAGUGCCAUUGUAUGAGCGAGUCCCACCAGCGCCAAAUGGAGGUGUUCGGCCAGAACCCUGAACGGAUCGUCAGUGGCUACUCGGAGGAGUUUGAGGAUUCGUUCCUCGAACACAUGAAGCGCAGCCACCGCUUCAGCCGUGUGGCUGCCACGGUUGUGUACAACGAGUACAUUGCUGAUCGGCAUCACGUGCAUAUGAAUUCUACGCAGUGGGCGACUCUGACGGACUUUGUGAAGCAUUUGGGGAGGGCUGGCAAGUGUAAAGUUGAGGAGACCCCCAAGGGGUGGUUUAUUACGUAUAUAGAUAGAGAUUCGGAGACCCUUUUCAAGGAGAAGAUGAAGAACAAGAGAAUGAGGGCUGACAUCGUGGAGGAAGAGAAGCAAGAGAGGGAGAUUAAGAAGCAGAGAGAGCGGGCAGAACAGUUGAUGGGUGCAACAGACGAGAACGGUUCUCAGCAGAAAUUGGAACCAGAGCUCAAGCCUUUGCAAAAAUCAGAGACUGACCAGAAAAUCAAGCUGUCUUUGGCCUUGUCAAAAUCCAAUGUUAAAGAGAGAUCUGAAAGUUCAAAGUCUGUAUUUGAUGUGAUGGAUAACCGUGAAGAAGGUAGGAAAGAUACUGAAAAGAUUGGUAAAGGUGGUAGUGGGGUAAGCGGGGGUGGCAGCUCAACAUUGGAUGAGCUGAUGAGAGAGCAAGAACAGGCAAAGGAAAAGCAAAAUAGAAAGGAUUAUUGGUUAUGCGAGGGAAUAAUAGUGAAGGUAAUGAGCAAGGCAUUAGCUAACAAGGGAUACUAUAAGCAAAAGGGUGUAGUUAGGAAGGUGAUUGAUAAGUAUGUAGGGGAAAUUGAAAUCCUCGAAAACAAGCAUGUCCUCAGAGUUGAUCAGGAAGAGCUCGAAACAGUAAUUCCCCAAAUUGGCGGUCUUGUGAAGAUAGUUAACGGGGCUUAUCGUGGAUCAAAUGCAAGGUUGUUAUCCAUUGAUACAGAUAAGUUCGCUGCCAAGGUGCAAAUUGAGAAAGGUAUAUACGACGGGAAGGUGCUCAAGGCUAUUGAAUAUGAAGAUAUAUGCAAAUUGGUGCAAUGACAGGUUCAAAUUUGUUUUUCUUUGUAGUGCUCAGUUUAUUUACCAUAUUUUCUGGUAAUGGAAAGAAACAUCUGCCAUGGUUGUAUACUUGUAUUGUAUGCUUGCAUUUGACAGAUAUGAAUCCAGUGAGCUCUUAAUUUGCUUCUUUUUGAAAA